AUGAAUACCCUAUACCGCUUCUGGUCAUUCUUCCUGCGGGAGAAUUUUAACCGCACUAUGUACAAGGAGUUUCGACGGUUCGCUGUUGAGGAUGCAAAGUUCGGUUCCCGCUACGGCAUUGAGUGUCUUUUCAGAUUCUACAGUUUUGGUCUCGAAAAGCGGUUCCGUGAAGACCUCUUCAAGGACUUUGAGGUGGAAACGCUGAAUGACUACGAGGCCGGACAUCUCUACGGAUUGGAAAAAUUCUGGGCCUUCUUGCACUACAGCCAACGCAAAAUUGAUGUUGACCCACGUCUGGCCGAGCAUCUUAAGAAGUACAAAACACUUUCGGACUUUCGGGCCAACGUAAGUUUCUCUUCGGUUCCUUCCCACACAAUUCGUGCCUACAAACUGUUCGAGCCUCCGGAUGGUUUCUUCGUAGCACGCGCUCGCCGGCGAACGAAAUCCGAAAUCCUGCCCGGUACCCUUUCUCCCUGUACUGAGAACCAAGUUGAUCCUCGGAGCACUGUCCUCUUCUCCAAGAACCUCUCCUCGAGUACCGAAGCGGUAAAUAAAACAAAGGGCCCCUCUAAGGAGACAGUAUCCUCCAGCGUGGUUGAGGCUGGUGAUACACAACAACAAGGAAAAGGGGCC
Messenger RNA from Dibothriocephalus latus, 633 nucleotides. NCBI's taxonomy places the organism in Eukaryota, Metazoa, Platyhelminthes, Cestoda, Diphyllobothriidea, Diphyllobothriidae. The record is from the annotation of a GenBank genome assembly.